Molecule: messenger RNA, 832 nt
Organism: Engraulis encrasicolus (European anchovy)
Lineage: Eukaryota; Metazoa; Chordata; Actinopteri; Clupeiformes; Engraulidae
Product: galactose-1-phosphate uridylyltransferase-like
Exons: 8
Coding region: 86-832 (248 amino acids)
Biological process (GO): beta-D-galactose catabolic process via UDP-galactose, Leloir pathway
Cellular component (GO): cytoplasm
Molecular function (GO): UDP-glucose:hexose-1-phosphate uridylyltransferase activity; zinc ion binding
Source: RefSeq, a predicted model, not a curated record
UGCACAUUCAACUCGUAUCUGUCCAUAAAUGCGUUUAUUUACAGUCUGUCAGAAGCACUGACUGGGAUUUAGGUGACACGGCGAUAUGGACAGAGACAACAAAGCCGAGUUUGACCCCAAAGAUCAUCAGCAUCUGCGGUUCAACCCGCUGCGCGGCUCCUGGGUUCUGGUGUCGGCUCACCGCAUGAAGCGACCCUGGAAGGGCCAGGUGGAGAAGCCUUCAGAGGACAGCGUACCCCGCCACGACCCCAGCAACCCACUCUGCCCACGCAGCACCAGAGCCAAUGGAGAGGUGAAUCCUGAUUAUGACAGCACCUUCCUGUUUGAAAACGACUUCCCGGCACUCCAGCCUGACGCCCCGGACCCUGGUGCUGACCACCAUCCUCUCUUCCAGACCAAGGCUGCCAGGGGAGUUUGCAAGGUCAUGUGCUUCCACCCGUGGUCUGAUGUCACACUCCCCCUGAUGCAGCCGGCAGAGAUCCGCAAGGUUGUGGACAAAUGGGCGGAGUUAAUCCAGGAGCUCGGCCAAUCAUACCCCUGGGUGCAGAUAUUUGAGAAUAAAGGAGCAAUGAUGGGCUGUUCCAAUCCCCAUCCCCACUGUCAGGUGUGGGCCAGCAGCUUCCUGCCCAAUGAGCCGGCGCUGGCUGAGCGGAGCCAGAGGGACUUCCUGCGCGCCCACGGGGAGCCCAUGCUGCUGCAGUACGCACGCCAGGAGGCCCAGAGACAGCCUACCCCGCCAGCCCCCGGCCCCACCACCAUCACCCUCACCAUCACCACACCAGGCAUCGUCGCCGUGCCAGGCUUGAGCCAGAAAAAGACCCAGCCAGGGUGA